Syngnathus acus (greater pipefish) is the source of this 3348-nucleotide messenger RNA. RefSeq lists its product as uncharacterized. Gene Ontology annotation, biological process: transmembrane transport. NCBI's taxonomy places the organism in Eukaryota, Metazoa, Chordata, Actinopteri, Syngnathiformes, Syngnathidae. Bases 68 to 3271 code for a protein of 1067 amino acids. Gene Ontology annotation, cellular component: membrane. Gene Ontology annotation, molecular function: transmembrane transporter activity. The transcript is spliced from 18 exons. The record is from RefSeq and is a predicted model, not a curated record.
CACAGAGCAGAGCACUCUUCACUUCUGCUUUGGAAGUUCAUCUUGGUGACUCUGGAAGUUAUCCAAAAUGAAAUUCGACAACAUACUUUCAGAAAUAGGUGGCGUUGGAAAAUUUCAAAUUAAAUUAAUCUUGAUCCAGGUCCUAUCUCGAAUCACGGUACCGUGUCACUUCCUGCUCAAUAACUUCAUGGCCGGGGUUCCCGUUCACCACUGCGAUAUCAGCACUCUGGAUAACUUAAACAUCUCCUCGAAUUUAACUUUGGAACAGAAGCUGACCGUUAAUAUUCCGACAGAGACAGACGGGACUCUGAGCUCCUGUAUGAUGUUUUCCGAGCCUCGAUAUCCAAACUUGUUGAACAGCAGUGAGGAGUCAUCGGUUGUUCAGUGUCAAAACGGAUGGGUAUACGACAAAACCUAUUUUAAAUCGACAAUAGCAACAGAGUGGGAUCUUGUGUGCAGCAGGAAAGGUAUGAACAAAGCAACAGCCACCAUCUUCUUCAUUGGUGUUAUGUUAGGAGCGCCUUUGUUUGGAUUUCUUAGUGACAGAUUUGGCAGGCGCCGGCUGCUCUUGGUAUCCUAUCUGACAACUAUGACAUUUGCCGUCCUAAGUGCGCUCUCCCCGUCCUAUGCAAUGUUUGGAGUUAUGCGUUUUUUCACUGGGAUGUCCAUUGCUGGAAUAAGUAUCAUCUCAAUUGUUCUAAAUUUAGAGUGGCUGGGCGUAGAACAGAGGACACUCUAUGGUAUCAUCUUCAGCCUUGAUUGGACACUUGGAAGCUGCAUUUUGGUUGGAAUGGCAUAUUUUGUAAAUGAGUGGAGGUUGCUCAUUCUGGCCGUGACCUCGCCCUUGAUAUUGGCCCUGGUUGCUUGGAGGUGGCUUCCAGAGUCUGGAAGGUGGCUUGUGGCUAAAGGAAAGAUCGAUGAUGCCCAUUAUUACAUCAAUCAAUGUGCAGAAAUGAACAACAGAUGCAAAUGCAUGGCCAAUAUCACGCCCAGGGCAUUAUUGGAAUCGGUCGAAUCCCACACCGAUGACAGGAAGUACACUUUUAUUGAUCUUUUCAAAACGGCGAGUUUAAGGAAACUCGGCAUAUGCCUUGGGAUUGUAUGGUUUGGCGUAGCGUUUACUUACUAUGGAAUAAGUCUCAACAUCACUGGGUUUGGAUUAAACCUGUACCUCACUCACUUUGUAUUUUUAUCAAUUGAAGUACCAAUGAAGAUUGCCAUUUAUUUCCUAUUGGAAAAAAUUGGGAGAAGCCCAGCUCAGAGCGGGACAAUGCUGUCAACUGGUCUCUUCCUUUUCAUCAACAUGUUUGUCUCAAAAGAUAAGUGGAUCGUUCGUACGAUUAUCGGAGUUCUAGGAAAAGCCGUGUCGGAAGCAUCGUUCACAAUCAUAUUCUUCUACACGAUUGAGCUCUAUCCCACAGUUAUACGACAGAACGGUCUUGGCUAUACUUCCUUUGUAGCCCGACUAGCUGUGUCCAUAUCUCCACUGAUCAUGCUUCUUGAAGAUAUGUGGCCUCUCCUACCACCUAUGACUUAUUGCGCAACGGCGGUUGUGCCUGGUUUAGUGGCCAUAUUCCUGCCUGAAACUAAUAAUACCAGAAUGCCUGAGUUCAUAGAGGACCUUGACAUACCAAGGGGGCUACAAGACUUUUCCCGUUUUCUCUGUGCCUCGCUCCGCAUUACCAGUCCAACUUUCGCGAUGAAGUUUGAUGACAUUUUAGCAGAAGUGAAAGGCUUCGGGCCGUUUCAGUAUAGACUAAUCCUAGCGUUGGCGAUUCCUCGUCUGGUUUUGCCUUUUCAAUUUCUACUGAAUAAUUUCAUUGCGUAUAUUCCUUUUCACCACUGCAACAUCAGUGCUUUAGAUGAUGGAGAUGUUUUUAGAAAUCUCUCCAGUGAGGAAAGGCUCAUAGUGAGUAUUCCGGUCGAGGAUGACGGGAGUUUGAGCUCUUGUCAGAUGUUUGCACAGCCUCAAUAUCAUCUGCUACUGAAUUCCUCCGACACGGCAGUUUUGCCGACGGUACUUUGUCAGAAUGGAUGGGUGUAUGAUACUUCCACCAUGAAGUCUACUCUGGCCACAGAGUGGGAUCUGGUUUGUGAGCGAAAGAGAGUGAACAAAUCCACAGCCAGUAUUUUCUUCUUGGGCGUCAUGUUUGGAGCAGCAAUCUUUGGCUAUCUCAGUGACAGAUUUGGCAGGAAAAAUAUGCUGUUGCUCUCUUUUGUGAUGACCGUAUUUUUCGGAUUCGGAAGUGCUCUAUCGACUAAUUUCGCCAUAUUUGCAGUCAUGAGAUUCUUUACUGGCUUUGGAGCUUCUGGAGUCAGCAUUGUUAGCGUGGUUUUGUGUAUCGAAUGGGCCGACAUCAAGCAUCGGUCUUUCGUGCUCAUUUUAUUAAGCUUGGACUGGAGUUUGGGAAGUUCGCUGCUUGGUGCGCUCGCCUAUUUCGUGAAUGAUUGGAGGUAUCUGAUAGCGGCGGCAACCAGCCCGCUCUUGCCGGCCAUCAUUUAUUGGUGGUGGCUUCCAGAGUCCGCUAGAUGGCUGGUGAGCCAAGGAAAGUGUAACCCCGCCUUUUUUUAUCUAACCAAGUGUGCAAUAGUAAACGACAGAAAGCAGUUUAUAGAUGACCUAAGACCUGAGGAUUUGUUAAAAAGAGUUGAAAAUGAAAAAGGGAAAUAUUCAAUGUUGGAUCUUGUGAGGACUCCGAUGUUGAGGAGACUGACUCUAAUUGCCGGCACUGUGUGGUUUGGAGUAGCCUGCAGUUACUACGGCAUCGGUUUGAAUAUCUCUGCAUUCGGCAUAAACAUUUUCGUCACGCAGUUGAUCUACGGCGUCAGUGAAAUACCCGCCAAACUUUUCUGCCUUUUUUCAAUUAACAAACUCGGCCGAAAAAUGAAUCAGAGUGGAGGACUUCUUCUGACUGGAUUGUGUUUGUUUUGCAACAUAUUUAUCCCACCUGAUAUGGCAGUGUGUCGGACAGCAUUGGGGGCACUGGGCAAGAUGUUUUCCGAAGCAGCUUUUACAGUUUUGUAUUUGUACACAACAGAACUCUAUCCGACUGUAUUGAGACAAAAUGGUUUCGGCUGCUGUUCUUUCCUCGCCCGUCUCGGUGUGGCAAUUUCACCCUUGGUGGCUCUUCUUGAGGAAGUGUGGGUCAGUUUACCCAGACUGGUGUUUGCCGUGAUGGCUUUAGGUGUUGGGUUGUUAACCCUCCUCCUUCCCGAGACAAAUAACGCCCGGCUCCCAGAGACAAUCGAAGAUGUGGAGCUGAGGAAGUAAUUGGACAUAUCUAACAAAACAUCUGUAGAUCACGCAACACAAUGUAUUGUAUGAUUCAAUAAAGAUUCUCAAAAAAA